GGCACGCGAGAUUUGGGAUUUUAGGGUUUUAACUGCUCUCGCCAUUUGGCAAUGGAGAUUGAUGGUUUAGGGAGCGAGGAGCUCUUCCGCGCGGCGGAGGCCGGCGACGCCGAUCCAUUCCGGAGGAUCGACCAAGAUCACGAGCUCGCGAGGAUCCUGGCAUUGAGGAAUGAGGACGAGCGCAGUCUGAUCCACGUCGCGGCGGGAUCGGGGCAUGUCGAGAUUGUGAGGAUUCUUGCGGCUGCUGGCCCUGGAUCGGUGGAUGCGAGCGACGAGGAAGGCUGGACGCCGCUGCAGUCUGCUGCCAGCAGUGGUCAUGCCAAAGUUGUGGAGGUUUUGCUACAAGCAGGGGCGGACGUACAGAAGCAAAACAAUGGAGGUCGAACUGCUCUUCACUACGCUGCCAGCAAAAAUCGCGUCGAGAUCGCUAGAGCAUUGAUCUUGGCUGGUGCGAAGAUUGACAAAAAAGACAAGGUUGGAUGUACACCUUUACACCGAGCUGCUAGUGCCGGGCAUGCGAGUGUGUGCGAGCUCUUGCUCGAGGAAGGCGCAAAUGUUGAUGCCACCGAUGGACAGGGCCAGACACCUCUUAUGCAGGCAACAAUUUGCGGUAACGACCAAGUGGCCUUUCUUCUACUCCGCAAUGGCGCUGAUAUUGAUAUCGAAGACAAAGAAGGCUUUACUGUUCUUGGACGGGCUCCUGACGCACUGAGAUCGGCUCUUGUAGAUGCAGCUAAAGCCAUGCUCGAGGGUUGACGACGUGUAUUCGUCAAAUCGAGGUUCUCUUUUCCAACCCUUUUUUGUUCCUCUAUCUCUAUCCUAUGACUUUUUCUGAUUUUGAAAGAAGCUCCUGCCGCGAAAGACCGGAGGUUUUAGUA
This is a messenger RNA of Selaginella moellendorffii, 878 nucleotides long. RefSeq names its product 26S proteasome non-ATPase regulatory subunit 10-like. NCBI's taxonomy places the organism in Eukaryota, Viridiplantae, Streptophyta, Lycopodiopsida, Selaginellales, Selaginellaceae. The record is from RefSeq and is a predicted model, not a curated record. Gene Ontology annotation, molecular function: protein binding. The transcript is spliced from 5 exons. Bases 52 to 756 code for a protein of 234 amino acids.